This is a messenger RNA of Paramecium tetraurelia, 823 nucleotides long. RefSeq lists its product as uncharacterized. NCBI's taxonomy places the organism in Eukaryota, Ciliophora, Oligohymenophorea, Peniculida, Parameciidae. The record is from RefSeq and is a predicted model, not a curated record. The transcript is spliced from 4 exons.
CUCUAACUUGCUUUUUAGAGUACUCAAACUUAUAUAAAUAAUGAAGGAAGAAGACAAUGUUAUCAAAUAAGAAGAAAACCCAUUUUUUAUCCCACAAUAUAUCGUACCCAUAAACUACACCCCGAAUCACAACGAAAUAGAGAAUUAUAAAAUUGCGAUUCAUCAUUUAACCGAGGAGAAUCACUUUUUGAGAAAACAAUUGCCACACAACCAAGUCUCAGACCUUCUCUCUUUGAAUAAAGAACAACUCAAGGAUGAGGUAUUUCAAAUGAUUGACUUCCUGAUGAAAAAUCUCAAUUACCUUCCAAAAGAAUAAAUCUUUGCCUACCGAAAAACAAUUCGAUAGUGCACACAGAGGAGUGCACUCAAAAGAAUCUAUUUCCUCAUCUUUACCAGAUACUUACAAGCUGAAAAAACGAAAGAAGAAAUGAUAAAAUUCAUUAUUCGCAAAAGUGUGAAGUUUUAAAAGCCCACUAGCAACAUAUAGAAACAACAAAUUAAGAAAAUGAAUACUGCAUUCGUCUAGCAAUUAUUUCUAUCACCUCAAUAUCAGUAACAUUACUAAAACUUUUUAAGCCAAUACCUAUAAUUAGCACUUGAUGAAAACAAACAUAAAAUUCAAAAAUACGUGAAUUUCAUUGUGGAAUCAAUAUAAAAUGACCAAAUUGAUGUAAUUUUCACUCAUUUUCAUUAGGAUGUCCUAAAUUAUAAAAGAUUUCCGUGGUUGAAUGAGUGGAUAUAAUAAUCCGUUUAGAUUGCUUAAGAUCUGCAAUUUACUAGCAAUCCCCAAAACUUGGAGAACAAAAAAAAAAUAAAAUUCUGA